Molecule: messenger RNA, 4312 nt
Organism: Toxotes jaculatrix (banded archerfish)
Lineage: Eukaryota; Metazoa; Chordata; Actinopteri; Toxotidae
Product: amphoterin-induced protein 1-like
Exons: 2
Coding region: 402-1940 (512 amino acids)
Biological process (GO): brain development
Molecular function (GO): protein binding
Source: RefSeq, a predicted model, not a curated record
ACAGGCUUUUCCGGUCAUCUGAAGCCGUGCACUGCAGUGUGUUCGCCUGUGCGUCCCGAUGAUGACAGACAGGAGGGACCACUGAUCGCCGCCGAUCGCUGAGGAUGAAGAGGAUGACACCGUCCUGUGGUGGAUCAUCGCCAAGACUGGACUGUUGAAAGUCCCCCAUCCCGUCCCUGGUUCCUUCGGAGCUUUGAGAAACCGACAAAAAUAGAAUAAAAUAAAACUCCAGCGGGCGGGACACUUCAGCCUGAUGGGACAAAUCUUUGUGACACAGUGAGGAGAUUUGAUAAUGGGAUGGUGAUGGAAGGAGGCGAGUGAAACAAACAGCGCUCUAUGGCUCCCCACUGAGAGAACUAGGUGAAGACAUCCAGGCUAUCUAUAUAGUUUAUGAUCCUGACAUGAUGGGGGACUCACUCUGCGUUUCCCAUUGUGCCACUGAAGCGGUGCUCAGACGAAGGAGCUUUAUCACCGUUCUGCCUUUUGCUUUACUGUUACCAACAGUGAGAGUCAGUGCACAGUUGAUGGGAAGCUCCCUGGACUGCCACAAGACUUGUGUGUGCGCCAGCAACAUCAUUAGCUGCUCUAAGAUGAAUCUAACCAACGUUCCCAUCGCUCUUCCACAAUAUACAGCUGUUCUGGACCUCAGUUUCAACUCCAUCACCAGGCUACGUGCCGAGUGGACCCCUGUCACACUCAGCAGACUGCACAGUCUGCUGCUCAGCAACAACGGCCUCACUUUUCUGUCCUCUGAGGCAUUUGUGUAUGUAACAAAGCUUCAGUACCUGGACCUGUCCUCUAACGGUCUCCGACAGCUGGACGAGUUCAUCUUUGAGCCGCUGGAGCACCUGGAAGUGCUGCUGCUUUAUAACAACUGCAUCUCUCAGAUAGAUCGCUCUGCUUUCUCUGGCCUCAUGAUGCUGCAGAGGCUCUACUUGAGCCAGAACCAGAUCUCGCGCUUCCCCUUGGAGCUGGUGAAGGAGAGGAGCCGGCUGGAAACUCUUAGACUCCUAGAUGUUUCCUCCAACCGAAUCAAAACCCUGCCUCUGCAUGAGGUUCAGGCUCUGCCCGCCUGGAUCAAAAAUGGUCUGUACUUCCACAACAACCCUCUGCCCUGCAGCUGUGAGUUGUAUGAUGUGGUGGCGAGCUGGGGCCUCAAGGAGCUCAGCUCUGUCACUGACUUCAGGAGCAGCCACACUUGUGUGUUGCCAGGCCCACAGAAAGAGAAAAUGGCUGUACUGGAUCUGGACAAGGUCAAUUUGAACUGCAGCGAGGUCAAAAUUAAGGAUGAAGAAGCCUAUCUGGAGCAGUUCCUGGUGCUGGACUGUGACACCAGGCAGAAGAACAUGGUGAAGAGCUGGGCGCUGCCUGGAAACAUCCCAGUGUCUCGAGCAAACAAGACUGCUCUGGUGCGUGACGACGGCAGCCUCCAGAUUGGGCCCCUGAGGGCAGAAGAUUCAGGGGUCUACACCUGCUCUGCCACCAGUGAUUCAUUCAAUGAGACACUGUAUGUAACAGUAGUGGUGUUUAAUUCCACCAUGAGUGGUGGACUGGAGAACCUGAAAACGGCCUACACCACCCUCGUAGCAUGUCUGGUCAGUAUAGUUAUGGUUCUCAUCUACCUCUAUCUCACACCCUGCCGCUGCGCUUGUUGUCCAGGUAAUGGCCUGGAGAAAAAUGACCCCGUAGACAGCCUCCACUCUUCAGCUGUCAGCAUCUCGCAGGCACAUGAGGAGACAGGGCAAGAAAGAGUGGAAGGCGGAAGCUUCCCCUACAGACACGUGGGCUUCAUGGAAGUCAAGGACCAGCUGGAGCAGAACGGCAGGUUGAAUCCAAUAGGUGAGGAAGACGAGGAGUGGCAGGGAGACAACAGGGAGAGAAGGAGGUCAGACGCAGAGUCUGUCAGCUCUGUGUGCUCCGAUACCCCCAUGGUGGUGUGAAGGUCAGUGGCAGAUCCUGCAGGGUAAGACAGUGAUGGCUCAAUCCGUAGAGCUGCUCCACAGAGAAUUGUUUGCUUUGAAUGUGAGCGAGAUUCAAGCAAAGUUAAAGCUUUAGUUGGUUGUCACAGUUGGUGGCACUGUUUCAGUAGCAUGUACUAUUGGCAAAAAAUGAAUAAGCAAUGUAACGUCACCCAAAAGAAAAAAAAAAAACCCAAAGGCAUCCUGUCAAUGCCAAGAAAUGUGUGUUUAAAAUUGUUAAUGGGCUAAUAUAUUUCAGUUGGAUAGGCUGACCCUGCAAGGAAUCACUGUGCGAGUAAGAACAUAAGCGUUGGAAAUACUUUUUGAUGGAAGCCCCACAGAAAAAAAAUGUACUAACCAUCAGCACUAAUUACUCAGAGACAAGCAGCAUGAAAACAUUUUUGAUGUUAUUUCUUAGCUUAACUUUAGUUUCUGAAUAUCCUGAAGCUGCAUGUUAAGUAAAAGUUAUCCAGCUUUUUUAUCCACUGGGAAUCUUGGCACUACAAAGACAAGAAGUUUCAAAGAUGUUGGACAGUAGCUGCUGCUUGAAAGAGAAACUGAUUUUCAUGCGGAGCUUGCAGAGCUCUUUUAAUUAUGCGAUUUGCUCAAUGUUUAUGCUUUAUUUUACAUUCCUGUUUGGUUUUGUUGGCCUUUACAGGACAUGAUGCUGUAAGGAUUACUCUAAGGCAAUCUGAUCAAUUUCCAAUUUUGAGUGAUUUUAAUGCUCAAGUAAUCAUAUGUUUUUCGCAGUAACUUACCUUCUGCUGAAGUGUCUCUGACCUUGUAUGCAGGUCUAUUUUAAAUGUCAUUUUUGAUUUGACUUCAUUUCAGAAGCAUCAACAUAGUUUUUGCAAUGCUUUGUACUUUUACUGAAAUUCACUUUAUUGAUAUUUUGAAAAAUCAUAAUCUCUGCUAAAUGUAGCUGAAAUAGUUUCUGUAUAACAAGAAUAGAAAAAUAGAGGUUUCAGAUCAACUAAGUAAACAAUCUGAUGUGGCAGGUAUUCCUAUUGAUCAUAAUGACCACAUACACACUGUAGGUAUUACUGAAACUGAUAUCUAGUUGUUUACAUCAGUAUAAACGUAACUAUAAACUGUUAAGAGACAAAUUUACAUGAAAUAUAGAUUUAAAUUGAGCCAGUUAUUUUCAUUCAUGGGUAACUGAGGGGUCAUAAUAGCAUCAUAAUAAGCUGACGCUCAUUUAAAUCUUAAAUAAACAUUCCUGAGAGUGAGAGAAGUAGCAGUACCAUAAAUGUACAUCCUGCCAUAUUGGACAUCUAAUAGCAGUCAGGAGGCGUCGCCCAGGGGAAACAACUGAAAGCGAGUAACAUCCACUGAAUGCUUCUGGGCAUUAGUGCCCAACCCAGAACAAAUCAGCAAAUGCCAGCCAGCCAGAAGUCUCAUAAACACAGUCAGAAAUAGCAGCUUGUAGCGUAGCCAACACACAGGCUGUCUGACACAGCUGAAAUGUAAAUAUAGAAGAAGCAGUUUUUUAAACACUUCUUAAUUUUAGUUCCAUCGCUAAAAUACCUUGGAGUUGUUGAUUUUAGAGGCUCACAUUAUUAUCUUCUAUUCUGUAUGCACACACAUAAAUCAGGGAAAAAACUGGAAAUACAGUCCUAUACAAAUUACGUUUUCGCAAAACUGAGCUGAUAGCACUGAUUGUCACAGAAUAAUAAAAACUAAAUUUUCUUUAACUUACAAAUAUCUGACAUACUCAUUAAAUUCAGGCUGCUCAUUACCGAUCACACACACACGUGCAUGGUAUCAUAACAGUGAAGCAACUUAAAUAGCCAAAUACAUCAGUCCCAGAGAACAGAUGUAGCAAUGAACAGUGUUUUUAUUUUUGAAAGAACAAUAAUUUUCAUUCUCUCACUCCUCAUGGUGCUUUUUCAAAAUAUUUUAGGUAAAUCUAAACCUUAAAUAAAUAUAUGGAACUCAUUACAUUGUGAGCAUUGUGGAAUAGUAUUAUAAUGUAGCUGUACAUGCUGAGGAACUUCACCAAAUUAUAUCUAUGAAAGGGGCACAUAUCUAUUGUAUGUUGAUGUUGUACGUAUUUCUCUUAUAACCAAAGACUGACAAACAUACACUGAGAGUGAAUAACCUUUAUGUUCAGUGUUUACAGUAAGUACAGUUCUACAGUCAUUUGUAUGUUGAGGUUACCUACUCUGUUUCUGUGUUCAGCCAUAAACUUAUAUGCAAUCCUGUGUAAGGACCUAUUUUAUUAUUUGUUGUAUUAUAUCUUGUCUGUUAAUAUAUUGCUCCUGUAUUUCAUGAACUACAAAAAUAUGGCAACAAAGACUGAAUGGUAUCCACUAUUUCAUGUGAGUUGAAUGCACUGAAUCUGUCAAACAGAG